Molecule: messenger RNA, 3195 nt
Organism: Calypte anna (Anna's hummingbird)
Lineage: Eukaryota; Metazoa; Chordata; Aves; Apodiformes; Trochilidae
Gene: GAS2L1
Product: growth arrest specific 2 like 1
Exons: 6
Coding region: 266-2659 (797 amino acids)
Biological process (GO): actin crosslink formation; regulation of microtubule polymerization or depolymerization; protein localization to microtubule plus-end
Cellular component (GO): stress fiber; actin filament; cytoplasm
Molecular function (GO): cytoskeletal adaptor activity; actin filament binding; microtubule binding
Source: RefSeq, a predicted model, not a curated record
CAACUUCCCGGCCGGGGCGCGGCGGCGCUGAUCGCGGUCCCUGCUCCCGGUCCCGUUCUUUCCCGUCCUUCCUUUCCCCCCUUUCCCCCUCCCUCCCUCCCUCCUUCCCCAACCCCGAAUGGCUGCGGGGGCUGCGCGGGGCCGGGUGGCGGAGGGUCCCCCCCUCCCCCUGUGCUCAGGGCCCCCUCGCCGGUGCUCAGGGCCCCCCCCGGGCGCACGGCGCGGCCCUGCCCGGCGGUAGCGAAGCGCGGAGCCGGCGCUCGCCAUGGCUGACCCCAGCCACAUCCAAUCGGCUGCUUCCAAGAGCAUCCGUCCCUUCCGCUCCAGCGAGGAAUACCUGGAGGCCAUGAAGGAGGACCUGGCCGAGUGGUUCAACACCCUCUACGACCUGGAUAUCCAGGUGGAAAACUUCUUGGAGAGCUUGGAGACGGGUUGUCACCUCUGCCGCCACGCCAACAACGUCAAUCGCAUUGCCCUGGAAUUCCAGCAGCAGCACCCAGAGGUGGCCACCCACACCCGUGUCCCACAGAACGAGGUCACCUUCCAGGCCAAGAACGUGGCGCCCGGCUCCUUUGUCGCCCGGGAUAACGUCUCCAACUUCAUCCGGUGGUGCCGGCGGGACCUUGGAAUCCAGGACGUCCUCAUGUUUGAGACCAACGACUUGGUGCUGAGGAAGAACGAGAAGAACUUUGUCCUCUGCUUGUUGGAGGUGGCCCGGAGAGGCUCCAAGUUUGGCAUGCUGGCUCCCAUGCUGAUCCAGAUGGAGGAGGAAAUAGAGGAGGAGAUGAGGGAUCAAAUGGGUUACGGGGUGCUGGGCAUGCCCCGGGAGAACCGGAACCCCCAGGAGCCCACCUACCCCAGCAGGACCCGGCCUGUGGCCCUCUGUGAUCUGAAGAACCUGGAUGAGCUGGUCCGGGAGAUCCUGGGGUGCUGCUCCUGCCCCUCCCAGUUCCCCAUGGUCAAAGUCUCCGAGGGCAAGUACAAAGUGGGGGACUCCAGCACCCUCAUCUUUGUCCGGGUGCUGAGGAGCCAUGUCAUGGUGCGUGUUGGUGGCGGUUGGGACACACUAGAACAUUACCUGGACAAGCAUGACCCGUGCCGCUGCUCCUCCCUCUCUCACCGCCUGCCCCAGCCCCGCCUUUCAGGCUUCCCGCCCCCACCCCGCAUCUCCAGCCCCAGCACUCCCCGUUGCCUCCGCCCAAGCGGGGGGGGUUUGGAUGGAGGUCACAGCCGCUCAGAGCGGGGGGGGGGUCACCCGGGCAGCCCCAAGCCCCCCAAGAGGGAGGGGCUGCCCCCCCCCCGAGGGAGCCCAUCGAGGAGCCCUGCAGAGCCGCGGGCAGCGGGAGCCAUCAGGUCCCGUGAGCCCCCUCCCUCCCGUGCCCGCCGCUGCUCGGGUGACAGUGACUCCUCAGCCUCCUCAGCUCACAGCUGUCCCCCGGCUCCUCGGGACCCCAACCGGGGGGUUCCCGGGCCUCCUCCCCGCCAUGCCACCCCCUCCCCGACACCCCCAGAGGAACGGGGCCGCUCACGGGUCCCCAACGGGCCUCGCGGCCGUGCCCAACCCCGCGCCCGAAGCCAGGGCCACCCAGACCCCCAACCCCUGCUCCUCAUCAGCCGCCGGCGGGACGGGCACCACUCCUGGGCACGGGCAGAGCCCCCCGGCAGCCCUGUCCCCAGCAGGACCCCCGCCCCCCGACGCUGCUCCCUGGGGGAACCCAUGGGGACACGAGGAGAUGAGCCCCGGAGAGCUGGAACCCCCCAAAGGGGUGGAACACCCCAUGGUGUUGAGGUCUCCCAUGGUAGUGGGAACUCCCACGGUGGUGGAAUUUCCCAUGGUUUUGGGAUCUCCCGUGGUAGUGGGACCCUUCAUGGUGGUGGGACCUCCCACGGGUUUGGGAUCUCCCAUGGCAGUGGAACCCUCCAUGGUGGUGUGGCUGCAGAAGAGUCCCUGGAGCAGGAGCUGGAGGAGCUGGGCCGGCGGCUGCGGGUGCCACUGCACCUGGAACCUGGGCAGGAGCAGCAGCUCUUCCGCCGGCUGGAGGAGGAAUUCUUGGCCAACACGCGGAUGAUGGAGGAGCUGGAAGAUGGGGAGACCCCCCCCAUGCCACCUCCGCCUCCCCCCGCUGCUGUCGACUCAGCUUACUGCUCCUCCAGCUCCUCCUCCUCCUCCCUCAACAUUUUCGGGAAGGACGGACGCCGCAGCGGGAAUGGGGCUGGACCCCCUCUGCCUCCCCUCACCCCUGAGAUGGGGGAUGUGGGGCUACGGGCAGCCCUUUCCAGCUCCUCCGACGAGAGCAGCUGCUUCCCCACCUCCUGGGACCCCCGGGAAUCCCGGGGGGGCCCUGAAUCUGACACGGAUUGGGUGCUGGGAGAGGAGGAGGUGCCGGAGGACCCCCCAGCCAUGGUUAGGGUCCCCCCUCAGCCUCCUCCUUCCCUCCCCUCUGUGUCCCCAUGCCUGCUCCGGGCCAAACCCCGCUUGGACACUCAGCCCCACAAGAAGCCCUCCCGGAUCCCCACCCCUCGGGGUUAUGGGGGGGUCCCCCAGCCCCCUGGUAGCCCCAAGACCUGGGGGGCUCUGCAGAGCGUCCUCUCCUCCUUCCUGGAGCCACCCUGGGUCCCACGGGAGCAAGAGGGGCUGGAGGAGGAUGCAUGGCCAUGAGAAUCCCAACUUGGUGGCCAUGGGCAGGAUUGGGAGAAGGUGUGUGUCUCCCACCCCACCCCCCCCGAGGACAUUGUGGAGGCAUCUACAUGGGGAAGCCACGAGGGAAUCCAUGGCCAUGGAGCCAGGAAUGCAGGAACCAGGACUCCACUCCCUGACUGGUGGCAGCUGGGGUCAGGUCCUGCAAGGAGCCUCCAGCCCCAACCAGGCACAAAAAGCCCCAGGGAUGUCCCUGGUCCCAUGGGGAGCAGCUCCAUGGGGGCACCACGGGAUGGCCACGCCAGUGGCCGGAGCAGGGAGCUGUGUCCUGGCUCCCUUGCAAGAGGGCUGGAGAGCAGCCAGCUCAGCUCUUCUCAUCCUUGUCUUCUCCCAUCUUCUCAUCAUCCUCUCUUCCUAUCAUCUUUACAUGUAGUUUUCUUCUUGUCCUUUGGUUCCUAUUCUUGGCCUGCUCGUCAUCUCCAUGUCCUUUUCUCUACUUUUCUGGGUUUUCUUUUGUUUGUUUUUCUACUUCUCUCCUCCUUUUUCCCAUGUUGCCC